Messenger RNA from Fonsecaea multimorphosa CBS 102226, 1227 nucleotides. RefSeq lists its product as uncharacterized. The coding region runs from base 1 to 1227 and encodes 408 amino acids. The transcript is spliced from 2 exons. The record is from RefSeq and is a predicted model, not a curated record. Gene Ontology annotation, molecular function: ATP binding; ATP hydrolysis activity. Lineage: Eukaryota; Fungi; Ascomycota; Eurotiomycetes; Chaetothyriales; Herpotrichiellaceae. Gene Ontology annotation, cellular component: mitochondrial outer membrane.
AUGUCUCCCGAUAGAGGCGAUGGUGCCUGGUGGCACCGAGUACUGCAAGAACUGGCCAUUACAGUCCCUUUGAUGUUUGGGGGCUACUAUAUCAUCAAGUAUGUCCUCGCACAGAUGAACCUCGACCCCGAAGCGGAACAGAAGGAGCAGAAUCGCUUGCAGUCUGCCGCAAUACUACGACGACUAGACGAUCCCCAACAGAACCAGCUUGCAAAACAACUCGGUGCGGAUCGACCCCCGAGAGAAAGCCUGCGGCUGUCGCAAUAUGAAGAAGUCAUCCUACAAGAGCUUGUGUUUCCAGAGGAUAUCUCUGUGUCCUUUGACGACAUCGGGGGUCUAUCUGAUAUAAUAGAGGAUCUUCGAGAGUCGGUGAUAUACCCUUUGACCUUGCCGGAACUCUACUCUACGUCUUCUUCUCUCCUGGCGGCGCCUUCGGGUGUUCUCCUCUAUGGUCCUCCCGGUUGUGGAAAGACCAUGCUAGCCAAGGCUCUUGCCCAUGAAAGCGGUGCAUGCUUCAUCAAUCUGCAUAUUUCGACCGUUACCAACAAAUGGUUUGGCGAUUCGAAUAAACUGGUCAACGCAGUCUUCUCCCUAGCUCGCAAGCUGGAACCGGUGAUUGUCUUUAUCGACGAAAUCGAUGCAGUUCUGGGCACGCGACAUAGUGGCGAACAUGAAGCAAGUGGGAUGGUCAAGGCCGAGUUUAUGACGCAUUGGGAUGGGUUGGCUUCCGCGAACACUUCCGGUCGCCCCCAGCGAAUACUGAUCCUUGGUGCCACCAACCGCCUACAGGACAUUGACGAUGCUAUUCUCCGACGGAUGCCCAAGAAGUUCCCCAUCUCGCUGCCAAAUGCCUCUCAGCGCCUCAAGAUCCUAAAAAUUAUACUUCGAGACACCAAGCUUGACAAGGAAAAUCUUGACUUGGACUAUUUGUCAAGGGUGAUGGCUGGAAUGUCAGGAAGCGACAUCAAGGAGGCCUGCCGGGAAGCUGCGAUGGUGCCUGUUCGUGAGAUGAUUCAGCGGCAAAGGGAAAGGGGGCAGCGCAUGGAGACCAUGCAAGCAGGAGAUGUACGAGGUCUUCGUACGGCUGACUUCUUUUUACGAGCGCGUGCGACCAAGGCCGCUCAGGACGCAAAGAGAGACAAGGACGAAAGGGAAUGGAGCACCGAGUCGUCCUCCCCAGUCGUAGACGUGGAAGACGCAGUGGAGGAGUUGCACCAACCAGACUAA